Messenger RNA from Osmia lignaria (orchard mason bee), 15005 nucleotides. It is a transcript of the gene Dlg5, whose product is annotated as MAGUK family member discs large 5. Gene Ontology annotation, cellular component: plasma membrane. Lineage: Eukaryota; Metazoa; Arthropoda; Insecta; Hymenoptera; Megachilidae. The record is from RefSeq and is a predicted model, not a curated record. Gene Ontology annotation, biological process: negative regulation of hippo signaling. Gene Ontology annotation, molecular function: protein binding.
CGGUAACAAGCUCCUCCACAAAGUAUGUUUAUUAUCGACAAUACGAAACAGACUGUAGUGGCGGAAUGAAAAUGGCUAAUUGUCAGGUUCGUUGGUGCAGCAGGUGAGCGAUCAAUUAUCGUUAAUAUCGGGACAUUAGCCGCUUCGGGAUGAACGGUGCGCAGUUCGCGACGAUUCGUACGAGCGAAAUCAGUGAAAAUUGUGGCGAUUUUAGUGUUGUCUAGCGAGUUUAAUGGAUUAUUUAAAGAGGUGCGCGAUCGAGAUCACCGCUGAAAGGCUUGUUGGCUCUUUUUUUUUUUCUACAGUGAUAAGAAGUUUUCAGUUUGUUAGAAACGAGCCCGACGGCGAUCUUUACUCGUUUCUGGUUGUUCUUAAAGGAGGAUCAAUAACAUCGCGAUUGACAGGGAUAAAAGGAACGGAUGCGACGCGGUUUUCGAGAUUGAGACACAUCAGCAAAACCUAGAUUAAUUUAUUACGUCCAUUCAGAAAACAUACGUCCACCCGUUGUUUCUCCCGUAUCAGUAACCGCGCGGAAAAAAGUGAUGCAUGAAAAGUCUCGAUAUUACAAGGCACGUGUUUGUAUUGGAGUAAGAGCUACUUUGUGUGUAUGUGUGCCAGGUGCACUGUUGCAUCCCUCUGAUGAGCGCCAUGCACCGUUUAAACCAUAGCCGUAAUGUCAUCCCGAAGGCUACUUCUUAGUAAUUCACAAAGGGUUCACUCUUCCGUAAAGUACAGCGCAUGGAUACUUUCCAGGCAAUACCUAGCACGUACCUUGCUAGAGAAAUAUUUGUGGUAGAUCCUCGGUGAAUCAAGAGCAUGGCUUCUGGCGCGUCUUCCUUGGAUAGUGCUGGAAGUAGUGAUGGAGCACUCAACAUGGUUGUGAAAGCACAUUAUUUAUAUUCGCAAUAUUUGCAUUAUGUUCAUUAUUUUGCAAUUUGCGUUGUUGGAUAAAACUUAUGUGUGCGGCAUGCAGAAAGAGAUAGUGGAAGCUAUGGCAGUGUUGGAAGUCCUGUCGGUGGUCCUGAAUGUUGUAGUGAUUAUGACGGUUUGCAAGCUCAGUGUGAUCAAGCCAUGCAUCAGCUUCAACUGCUUAGACAUAAACACUCUGAUACUAUAAGACGGUGUGAACAUACUAUGAAGGAAUUGGAAUACUAUCGAGGACAACAUAUAGCAGUCAUGAAUCAGUUGGAGGCAACGUCACAGGAAAGUUCCGCGUUGCGGGGCAAAUAUGGAGAUCUAGUGAAUGAUAAGCAACGUCUUGACCGGGAGGUCCAGGCGUUGCAAAAGGAAGUGUCAGAUUUAAGAUGUCAGAAUCAAGAAGUUCUUGUUUCUGAUGCUAGUAAUAGUGACACAAUGAAUCAGCACUACUUAUCUGCGCUUCGAAAAUAUGAAGCCGUUAAAGACGAAUAUGAUGCUCUUAGGAAACGGUACGAUGAUUUAAUAUCGUCGCAUUCGUCGGCCGUUAAUAAGUUGGAACUAUCACAAGAAGAAGCUGUCAGAUUAAAGAAACAGUAUGAAGAGAUUGUUCAGGAACGUAACAGCGCAGUACGUGAGCGAAAUGGCUUGAAACAACAAUGUACUGCUGCAAUUAGGCAAUGGGAUAUAGCAUUGAGGGAAAGGAAUGAAUAUCGUGAAGCCUUAGCUAAAGUACAACAACAGCAUGAAGAAGCUGUUAAAGAAAUUAACCAUGCGAUGGUGCUACGCAUGAAAGCUAGUAAAGAUAUGAAACGAUUGACAGAGGAAAGAAAUGCUGCGUUACAAGAGUACAGUUUAAUUAUGGGUGAACGUGAUACAGUACAUAAGGAAAUGGAAAAACUUGGUGACGAUCUCACGCAAGCAUACACAAAAAUCACACAUUUAGAAAAUCAGAAUAAACAACUUAUAGAAGAGAAAAAAGCUUUAUCUUAUCAAAUUGAAACGCUGCGAAGAGAAAUUUCAUCCGCUCUGCAAGAUCGCGAUGAAGCGUUAAAACAAUGUAACGAGUUACGUCAGAAGUUCGGUGAUUAUUCUGAAGGUUCGAAAAGAGAUUAUAAAAAUCACAUGGAAUUACACUCGUAUAACCGCGAGCGAGAUAACUCGAACAAAGAAGCCGAAAGGGAGAAUAACACGGUUGAUUACACUAAACGUGACAAAGAACGUAUGGAUAACUUGGAUCAGGCAAACUUGGAAUUGGACAAACUGAGAAAGUCGGUAGAUAAAUUGCAAGCGGAACUCGAGGAAGCCCUCCAAGAAGCAGAGGUAUCGAAACGAAGAAGAGAUUGGGCUUUCAGUGAAAGAGAUAAAAUAGUUUUAGAGAGAGAAAGUAUUAGAACUCUGUGCGAUAGAUUAAGGAAGGAACGUGAUCGUGCGGUAUCGGAAUUAGCCGGUGCUUUACGCGAUUCUGAUGAUAUUAAAAAGCAACGAAACGAAGCUUCAAAGGAAUUGAAGGAUCUCAAGGAGAAAAUAGAAUCCGGUGAUCAUGCGCUAAGGGCGAGUCAAUUUUCCCAAGGUUUAACGCAUGCUCACGAUUCGACGAUCGACACCGAUGUUAGCGAUUGGGAAAUUCUUACUAUUCACUUGGAUCUUAGUAGACUUUGCUUGGACUCGGAUCGCGAUUUAGGGUUAACGUUGGUUGGAGGACGCGACAAUCCGUAUUAUCCGAACGAUACUGGAAUUUAUGUUGCUCAAAUAACGUCAGGAAGUGCCGUCGAUGGCAAACUUAGAGUGAAUGAUUGUAUUAUGCGAGUGAACAACGUGGAUUGCACAUCGGUGUCCACGCGUGUAAUAAUGGAAACUUUACGUACCUGUUCGGUGGGAUCAGCUACAUUAACGGUAAGAAGACGGCGUUUAACCAGACGAUCGUUAAGGACAACGCAAUUACCUGUUGGUUCUGUUCCUCAUGGGAUUUCUUUGGAACUCGGAGUGUAUAUUUCGAAAAUUUCUCCUGGUAGUCUAGCUGCUAAAGACGGCAAUCUUGCUGUAGGGGAUAGAGUUUUAAAUAUUAAUAGUAAAGCAAUGGAAGGUAUUAAUUCCAGUCACGAAGCAAUGACAAUUUUAAACGAUACUAGUACAGAUGUACUAACUAUUACAACCUUGAAAGGAAUACCAUUGCCUUCGGCGACCAGUUCUGAAACUAUGACCAUAGACGGUAGUUUCGGAACGGAGAAACAGAAAAUGGUAAACAGUUGUUCGCAAACGGAACAAGAAAGAAUGAUGUUAAAAACCGCGUCGGACGAUUACGACAGGCGAUACCUUGCAACGAAUUUCGGUGAUAGAAGUGUGUAUAAAGUUUCAAAGUCGGUUAGCAGUGAAAAGCCAAGCGGGAUUAGCAAUGCUUGGGACAACAUACGAGAGAAAAUUGAUAUCGUACGAGGACGUAAGCAUAGUAAGGACCGUGAGGAGAAGAAGAAGCGACAUCGUAACUCCAGUACAAACACCUUCGAGCAGGAACAGGAUGCGAUCGCGGAACUGGAUUCUGUAAUAGAGAGCUAUCACAAGAAAGCGAACAACGGUGUAUUGAAACGAAGUAAGCGACGCGGAACAGAGAAAGUUGAGAAAAAUGGAGGUACGUGGCCGAAAGCUAGAGGUGGGCCUCUGAUACAAAAUGGUACUGGUACGAUUUUGCAUCCACGUAAAACGAAAGAAAGGCUACCUUUAAGUGUACUCCUUAAUCCUCCAAAGUAUGAAAGUUAUAACCUUAUAUCCAACCCGAUUCCCUUGACCAAUUUCCCGAAUGUUAACAAUCGGCAUACUGUGUAUAAGUCUGUUGAAAAACCAAUACCAAAUUUCAUUAAGGCUGGGCCGUUAUUUAGUCAAAAAUCCUUUACUCCAGUGGUGCAGUUCAAAGAUAUACCGAUAGAUAAGAAACCGGCGGCGAGCGAAUUCGAGAACACGGAAAAUAGACUCAGUUCAACCCUGACACCGUCCGAAACGAGUAUCGACUUUUCCGUGAAGUCCGGUAACACGGGAAAGGAUGUAGAAUAUUUCUCGAAGAAGAGAGCCCAAAAGUAUACCCCUAGCAACGACAGCCAAAUAGACACGUUGCAGCAUAACAGGGCCCAGUCGCAGCUCUAUUCAGGGGCCGGUUCCUCGACGUCGUCGACCAGCGGGCCAAGACAGCAAUUGACCGGUAACUUUUCAUUUCCCCCGUAUACGCAUUCGCAUCCACACCCCCAUCAACAGAAUUCUUUACCAUCGAGAUACCCUUCCCCGCCGUCUUUGCCGUCCGCACAGUCCGGGGAGUCGAUAGGACUUCCCGAUGCACGAUCAUACUUCGAACCAUCGUAUAGCCCUGGCCCGCAAACAGGAUUCGGCCAUUUGCACACACCCUCAGUAGAUUUGCAUUAUCACAAAUCUCGCGGUCCACCGAUCGGCACUACGUACGAUGUGCCACCGUACACGCAUGGCUACGAAGGUGGAACAUUUCCGAGAAAAAAAGAGAAUCAACGAUUUCGAAUACCGUCAAAUCCUAGUGUUACGUCGAAAAGCAGCGUGGGUAAAUUGUCGACCGGCAGUAUAGAGAGAACCUCGGAAAGAGGAAGCCCGAUGCCAACAUUCCACGUGGAAGUACUUAGCCCGGGUACCGGUGGCGGUGGCGGUACCGGAGGAACGGUCCGUGGAAGUAGCAGCAACAAACGGUCCAGCAUGCCUGACUAUUGUUACUCUCAGCCAAGGCCGGCACCUGGGGAACUUCGUAGAGUUCACAUAGACAAAUCGGUCGAGCCGUUAGGUAUUCAAAUUUCUUGCUUAGAGAGCGGUGGUGUAUUCGUCUCCACUGUUAGCGAGCACAGUCUAGCUUCCCAGGUCGGUCUACAGAUCGGCGAUCAGUUGCUCGAGGUCUGUGGCAUCAAUAUGAGGAGUGCUACUUAUCAGCUUGCUGCCAACGUGUUGCGUCAGUGCGGUAAUUCCAUAACGAUGCUGGUGCAGUAUAGUCCGGACAAAUACAACGAAUUAGAGGAAGGCUCCGCUUCCUCCAGUUCAUCGGAAGCCGGUGGUGCCGAAGGAGGUAGCCGUAGCGGGUCGCCUACACCGUGCAAUAGUCCCGAGGCUCCCAGAAAAACAACUAUAGAGCCAUUGGAAAGCUCGGAACCCGAGCGUGACGCCUCUAGUAGUUUAAGUACAACGCGCGACACUACCAACACCCUGACUAUCAUGCGUGAAACGUCGAAUACCUUGGAACCACCUCGCACCAUCCGAGAAAGAGACAUCAGAAAUUCAGCCUCCUUGGAAGUUAGAGGCACGCAAGAAAGGGAACGAGAGAUUAGAGCGUCAGCGUCGUUGGACAUCAAUAUCAGGAAACCAGAGCUCCGUAAUUCGGCCACCUUGGAAAAUAUGCGUAAUUCCGUGACUCUUGACUCGUUACGUGGUACCGGGAACACACUAACGCGCGCGCAACUGAAUCAAGCAGCGACCACGUUGCAAAGACAAAACGCCACCGUGAGAAGUCCAACUCAGGAAGAUCAGAGUCGUAAAAGUCCACCGCCGAGCGAACCGAGAUACCUGUUUAUUGAAACCAGAAAAUGUUCUAAUCUGGGCAUUUCGUUGGUGGGUGGAAACGGUGUUGGAAUAUUCGUACACUCCGUGCAACCGGGUUGCCUCGCCGAAGAAGCCGGUCUACGUACCGGCGAUAGAAUUCUGGAAUACAAUGGGGUGGAUCUCAGGCAAGCAACCGCCGAGCAAGCGGCCCUGGAACUGGCUAGGCCGGCGGACAAAGUAACGCUGAUCGCUCAAUAUGUACCUGAAAGGUAUAACGAAGUAAAAGAUAAGCCUGGAGAUAGUUUCUAUGUGAAAGCUAUGUUCGAUCGGGUAGGUGAAGUUGGGGACAGCCUACAGCUUAGGUUUAAUAAAGACGAUAUUUUGUAUGUCGAUAAUACAAUGUUCAAUGGUACUCCGGGUCAUUGGAGAGCCUGGUUGGUUGAUCAGACCGGGAGGCGACAGACGUGUGGUAUAAUUCCAAGUAAAUUCAAGGUUGAAGAAGAAUUGCUUUUACGACGGUCACUGGGUGAUUUGGAAACGGAUACAACUAGAAGAGGUAGUACCAGUGCAAGAAGGAGUUUCUUCCGUCGAAAGAAACAUCAGCGUUCUUCUAGUAGGGACAGUAAAGAAUUGUCACAUCUCACUGGGGUGAAUUUAGGUUGGUACAGUGAUAGCGGGACAUUGAACGAGGAAACUUUACCAGCAAGUUAUCAACGUGUUGAAAGAUUAGAUUAUCCAGCUUUAAGACCAGUACUAAUUAUUGGACCACUGAGCGAAUGUGUAGUAACAAAAUUAUUGCAAGAAUUCCCUGGACAGUUUACUAGGUGUCUUGCAGAAGCUAUGCAUUGUUCCCAGGCGACCCUCGAGCAAGGUUUACGUGACUCUCUUUAUGUAGACUACAGAAAAAAAGGAAGCUAUUUCGAGUGCACUACGGUACAAGCUGUCAAGGACAUUUGCGAGAAGAAUACUCAUUGUAUCUUGGAUGUAUCCAUCGCGUCGAUCGAGCGGCUUCAUCGACACCAGAUCUAUCCUAUUGUUUUGUUGAUUAAAUUUAAGAGUACGAAGCAAAUAAAAGAAGUGAAAGAUUCGAGAUAUCCAAGUGAUAAAGUAAGUGCCAAGGCUGCCAAGGAAAUGUAUGAACAGGCAUUGAAAUUGGAAGCCGAGUAUAGGCAUUAUAUUUCUGCUGUAAUACCGGCGGGAGUAAAUGUUGCUUACAUAUGCACGCAAGUUAAAGCAGCAGUAGACGAAGAGCAAAGCAAAGCCCUGUGGGUUCCUAGAGGACUUCCCUGACGUUUAAGGGGGGGUCCCCACAAACCGCAGUGGAAAUCAAUCUAAAUUCCACCAGGGGGCCCUUACGUUGUACGAUUGUACAAAAUUGUUACAAAUUUGUUUAUUUAUGGUCUCUUAGUUGUCUCGAAAUUAGACAAAGAUUUCGAUUCUUCUUUUUAUGCUUUAUUACAAUGGUUGUUUCAAUCGUUUUCGCUCAUUUCGGUUGUGAUGCAAUUAUACAAAUAUUGCAGUCUUUCUUUCCUUUGUUUUUUUACAAUGGAUUUUACCACUUUCAACUUGAUACAAAUUUUACGUUUUAUUUUGGUAUAUUAUUUUAUAAACGCUUUAAAUAUUUGACUAUGUUACGUUCAACUGCUAUAUCUCAUUUUUUACAAAAUAUUGCAAAACAUACAAGACUUCCAUGUUGAAAUACCUUACUAUUUAAAUAUCACAGUUUUAUAAUAAUUAAUAAGUAUCAUUACAAUAUGAAAUCUAGUCGAUUUCGCAUCAAUUUCAUGUUACAUUUCAAAUUUUGCAUUUGCUUUCUUUACAGAGAUUAGAGAUUUUAAUUUUAUUUUUCAAAAAAAGAAGCCAUAUGAUGGUUUGCACAUUUCGCACACGUCUUUUCCUUUUAAUCGAUGAACUUCCUGCGCAAAUCGUCACUCGUACUACCAGCGAACGAAAUAGCUUUGUCAACUUGUUAUUUUGCUUCGAACCUCGAUCAAUCGUAAUUUUUCAAUAAAUCAAUGAAACGUUACGAAAAUGAAUAGUAAUUGGUGCGAGACCAUAAAUGAAUUGGUGUAGCAAAGAAAAAUAUUCGUCGUACCGUGGCCCGCAAAACAUAUUGGUGGAUGAAUUUGUAAAGUUGAUUAGUUAAUUAGCGAAUAAGUUUCAGCCAAGUAUUAACUGGCUGCUAUUAUUAAUCCCUCAGAUCAUUUCGUUGUACAGAAUAAUUUUUGCGUGAUUAGGAUUAGUGUACAGAGAAUGUAAUAUUAUAAAUGAAAAAAGAAGGUUACUUAUUUGUAUAUAAUUUACUUAAAAGGAACGGAAGGAACUUACGAAUUAGUUGAUUAUUAAUUUCUAGCUUUCUUAGACGGAUCCUUUAGAUUUAAGGAAUAUUUUAGUCACAUUGAUUUGUAAAAUUGUUUAUAAUCCGUUCGUUAAUGUUGCACGGUAGUCGGUUUGAAGGGUUAACGUUUUUUUUUUCCUCUUAAUUAUCUUUAGAUUGAAACAAAUUGUGAAAUACGGAAUUGAUAAACGGAUGGCUCGUGUUGUCGCCAUCGCAGAAUUUUGUAAAUAUUUAAGAACGAUGAUAGGAGUAGAUAACAGCGACACAGACUAACCUGAUAUUAAACGCUUGUAACAGAAUAACAUGUAACGAUGCGCGUUACUGCUUUUUUUACUUCUUAAGGUUUGAAUUAUUUUUAUGAUCGUGUUUUUCAAUGGCGCUUUGCAAGUGCAGUUCUCGAAGAAAUGUAUUUAAAACGCGAAUACCGUACCGCUGUGUAUCUACAUUCAGAACAUUUAUUUUUCAUGUCUCUUGCUCGUGUAGUCUAAAAAGUUAAAUUUUAUUUUCCUAUCGUUCACAGUGUUUGAAUGUAGAUACAAAUUUCGUGAGAAAUCUUAAGAUACUUCAAACGUAUCAUUUCUUCUAAUGUAUUUCAAGGAAUUGUCGUUGCUUACGCAAAACUCCUAUAAACGUCGCGGGUUAAAAAAUAUACUUGUCCGUAUUUUAAAGCGUGAGAUGAGAGAGCGAAGGACAAAGGAAAGGAAAGUGAAAUGUUACUUCUUUUGUGAAACAGAAAAUUUAGUUUUCUAACGAGACAAUAUUUAGGCGUAAGUUAUUCAAAGUGAGACCAAAAAUUAAAGGGAUACUAUGCUAAUUCAUAAGGAUUACGAUUAAAUUUAUUCGUACAGGAGGGUAUGUGUAGAUGUAUACAUUUUUUGAUACGCUGCGAAAUCAUCGGUACGAAUUUCGCAAAAAAUAAUGAAAAAAGAGAAAAGAAACGUAGACGAGUCAAAAUGUGCCAAGCACUCUUGGCAGCUGAUCAACAAGGAAUUUAUUGUGUUUCGUACCCAGGGUAUAUAGAUAGAUUUUAAAAAGCAACUGUGGACAAUCUAGAAAUUAUAAUUAGGAAUUUACUAAUGAAUUAAUAGAACGAAAUAUUUUUCGGGAAUGGAUAUUUAAUUCUUAUUCUUUUAAGAAAUAGGAAAGAUACGGAUAAUAUAUUAUAUAUUAUAUCUAUAUACAUAUGUAUAACAUACAUAUGUGAAUCUUGGACGUUAUACACGUGUAGGGUGAAGUGUGUAAAAUUGUUAUUUAUAGCUUUAAAUAUAUUUUGAUACGCGUUAAAAAUUUUAUAAGAAGCAUUUCCUGUACAUUUCGUACUAUUACAAAAAUUUAAAACAAAAAGCGAUGUAUUAAUUUGUUAAAAAAUGAAAUUAUUUCAGUGAAACAACAAUUUUCUUGAUCUUCUUCUUUAGUGUCAACUACUGUACAUAAAAAAUAGCGAAAGAUUAGGGUAAUUUAAAAGUAUCAUUGCACAAAGUGCAGUGUCAUAAGAGUGACAUGUAUUAUUUUUUUUUAAUUGAAAAUUAAUGUACAUAAAUGAUUAGGAAUCUACGUUUGACGAAAUGAAUAAAAGUUUCAUUUGAUCACUACUUUAUAAUUCACCUUACAUUUAAAAAAAAAAACGAUGUAUAACGCGUAAGAUUCAUACAUGAAGAGUUGAAAAGCGAAUUCUUUACGUCUUCUCUCUCAGUUUCAACGCGUUUGUGAAAACUUUUGUCAGGUAAAUAAGAAAUGAAUAGCUGAUAUCAAAAUUCAACAGAAAUUAAGAUAGGUCGAGGGCGAAGCGAAACUGUAAAAAAAAAACAGUAUCAGAGAUGGAGAGAGAACAGAAUAAUAUUUAUUAUAAUUAUUCUCAAUCACAGCACUGUGAUACGUAUAAUAUUACUGCUUCGAUAACAUAUCAAUUUCACAAUCCUUCUACAUUAUUAAUUAUACAUAUACAUAUAUAGUAUGAAACUCAUAUUUUCGGCAAUACUUAUAUACAUACAUAAAUGUUAUAUAUAUAUAUAAUUAACCACGCACUUUUUAAAUAUUUUUCAUAAGCACGUGGUUCCAAACCAUUCAAUAAUUACAAUCCAUCGAAAAAGUCUCUGUAUGGUUUGACAAAAUUUUAACGAAAAAUGUCGUUAGAGGGGAAGUAGAAUUUUUCAAAAUCUUAAUUUUGACAAUAUUAAAAGUGUAAUUUUUAUUUAUUAAACAUAUACAACUGAUAAGUACGAAUUACAAAGAAAAUAUUAAUUCAAAUUUUACCGCGUCAACGUUCGUACGCAACUGGUGGGCCUCUACAGACCUAUAUAUACGAGGCCUCCUUCCAUACAUCGUCAGUCUCCUCGGGAUCGCCUCCGGGGAAAGAUGGGUGUCCGGGGAGAGUGUAGCCUUUGAGGUGGAUCGGAAACCCCGGAACCCGUAAACCUGGAGAGACGUACGAGGAGAGGGGUAAUUGUCAUUUUCCCUAGAGAAACCUACCAUUACAUUUUACAUUAGUGUUAUCGAUUUAGAAUUAUCAUCAAAAUUUUUUAUCAUGAUGAUAUUUAAAACAGGAGAUAGAUUUUUUGAUAAGAUUAUUAUAUGACUGUAAUAAGUGACUUUUCCUCCCUUUUAAUUUAAGUAUUAUGUAAAUAUUAAUUUGUGCAGAAAUGAUAUAAUGUUAAAUAUUUUUUAACCAAAUGCAGAGACUUUUCUGAUGGAUUGUAUAUACAUAACACUGGUGCGUGCAAAUACACAAAAAAGCAAAAGGUGUGCAAUAUUCGUCCUUUACUUCGAGUGAAUGGAAUUCGAAUGAAAAAAAAUUUGUAUCAUUUAAUGAGAUAAUUUAAACGAAUUUGAUUCCAUUUUUAAAGAAAAUAAUUUUACUACUUUCUUUCUCUCCAUUAUUUUCCAAGUUUAGAAUAAUUUCUUGAUUUUAAAUGCAAUCGUUAAGAAUAAAAAAUUCUUUACAAAAGGAAUUGAAGAUAAAAAUAAAAGUUAAUUAUGAUUAUUUAAAUUCACGAAUGUUAUUUUGAAACUUGCAAUUUUAGUUUGGAAAAAUUAUUUUUAGCUAUGAAAGUUCGCAAAUUCUGUUCACUCGAAACAGCCGCAGAAAUAUUUUUAAACUAGCACGCCUAGUGGUGCACGAUAACAGAUCAAGCAUUAAUUAUUAAUGAUCAUUGAAGCGUUUAUGGUGAUAUAUUACGUAGUAGCAGAGAUCGGUGAUCAAGUUUGAACAAUAGAGAAGGUGGUAGUAAUACGGAAUAUUAGUUUCAUUUUUUGACGUAUAUCUAUUUCAUAGAAAUGACGAAUUUUCUAUUUUUUCUUUUAUUUUAGAAAAGUCAAGGAUUAACAAUCUUGAAAUCGGAGAGUAAUAUGGGCCAGUAUUAUUUUAGAACAAAGUAAGUUGUGAAAGUUAAUUUAUUUAGUUAUUUUCAUAAUAAUCAUAUAUACAAUGGGCUUAAAAGGUAUUGAUACGCCUAUAUUUAAAAAAAAUAGAUAUCGUAUUGCAUUACAUCACACUAAUUAAGAGUAUAUAGAAUUUUUCUUUUAAUGAAACUGCAUUUUUAUACAUGCAUUAUUGCACUUGUAAAGAAAAGUUGCAAUUGUAGAAAAGUAUUAAUCCGUCCGAGACGAGUCAGGAUAUGUUUGAACUCAUUUAAUGUCUCGUCUCGUUGGAUGGAGUAUAGUUGCUUAUACUAUUUAAUUUUUUUUUCUAUUUCUUUUUUAAACAUAUAAUUCGUCCCAAUUACUAAAAACACCCUGUUGUAAAUCUCAGAAUUAUGGUGGUCGAUAUUACUACCCCCUUUUCUAUAUAAUUCAGGUUAAUGAUUCUGAUGACAAUUUGUUCAAACAAUAUUCGCGACUAGUCUUCAAUAGUAUUCUCUAUAUUUUCUAUAACGAAUUUCUCCUCGCAAUAUUCCCAUUGUGUGGCUACCAUCGAAAUUCAAUCAUUUUAAGAAUGCCAUUAUAUCCGCUAUCUUUCCAUGCGUAUCCUAUUGUAUUUGUAUCUCAUUCUUCGUGUACAACUUACGUACAUAACUGCGCGUUCCUAUUGGCUGAAAAGAGUUUAUUCUAAUUUUUCAAAUGUUACUUGUAUCUACAUUUAAUUCUAUAUUCAACAGGUUUCGUGUCUCAUGGAACAUGAAACUUAUUGUGAACAAAUUCUUCCUAACUCGGUACUUUGAUAAGUUACUAUGUAAUUUAACGUGUUCAAAUUUUUAUAUGAAUAACUAUUAUUGGUAUGUACAGAACGAAAUUGUAUUUUUAGUGAAACUUUGUCUUAUUAGAUUAUGUUACUAGCAUCACAUAAUUAAUAUAAUUACGAUAUUUUCAAUUGUAUUGAGAAUAUAAUUGAAAAAGAGUACUGAAUUCCAGAAUUUCAAUUCAGAAUUUUUUAGAUUUCAUAUUUGUAAUUUUCGUGUUUUAAAUAACGCAAGUAAUGUUUAUCCUCGAUUAAUAAUUCUUCUGACUUUCGUAUUUCAAUCAUGACAAUCAAUAUCAAGCAAUAAAUAAUGAUACGAGUAACUGUAUAUUUCAUAAAAAUAAAGGAUAAACUACUUACGUUAUUCACAAUUCGUGAAUUUCUAUUCACGUUUAUUCCUGCAAGUUUUAUACGUCCAUAAAGUAUUUCUAAACGUCCCAAUCGUCUUCCAUCUUUUUACAAUUUGGAUAAUAUUUCUCUCAUCGAAACGAAUGAGAAUCUUAAAAAGUACAAGAAUCUUAUUUUAUCUAAUAAUGCAAUAUUUAUCGAUAUAUUAAUCCAUAAGUAUUAAGAAUACUCUCUUAUCAGCCAAUACGUUGUCGCGAUGAUAUCAUGGAACUUUGAUAUCGGUUAGCUCGAUAAUUUUACAUUUGUAUUUAAAUUGUUAACAAGAAACACUGCGAUUCCUUAUUUAACUUUUCGUCGCCGAACACCAUGGAAUUUAAUCGAUUGGGCAUGCAGGGUGUCUUAUUCGUCUCUCCUCAUUGUAAUUAGAAUUAAUGCGUUCAUUUAAAAAUCUUCAGUGAAUGAGUUUUGAAAUGACUUAGAUAAUUACAUAGACCAGGGACGCUCGAGUAGUAAGCUGGGCGUGGGCGUCCACCUGUGCUCGCGGGCACUGUUACGGGCUCGAAGUAUACCGGACUCAAACGACUAUAGCUCCCUUUGAUUAGUGGUCAACUUUACAGGGUUUCCAAUUUUUUUCGCGAAUAUUUCUAUAAUUUCGUGAACUAUAAUUUAGGACUCAAACGAAUGGCAAACACAUUGUCCAAACUGCGUGGAAUCGACCACUAAUCAAGGGAAGUUUGGCUGUAUUCGUUUGAGCUCCAUGUAUUCUUGCCCUGGGCAAGAGUCAGUGAGAGUGGGGAGGCUUCUUCGGUGUUACAUGGAAAAUGUCCAUUUCAAAGAAGUGCUACUUUUGGUUGCUUUUCUAUAAAAUGAUAGAUCAAUAAUGCGCAUAAAUUCAGAGACUCCGGUUCUGUAACAGAUAGAUUACAAAAGGACAAUUUCUAAACCUGUUGACAAUCAAAUUUCUACAUUUUUACGCAUUACAGACUGUAUUGUUGAAAUAGUAUUGCAUACAUAGUUGCUAAGAACCAGGGUUGGGUAUUACUUGAAUAAUUUUCGCAUCAUUGUUUUUAUUGAAAUGAUUCUCGAAUAAAAAUGUGAAAUAAAACCAAGUUAUUCUAAUAACUUCGUUUUAUUAGAGAAUUAUUGAAAUCAUGCCCAACUCUGCUAAGAACGUAUAAAGCUAGACUGAUUUAUGGGAUGAUCGAUGAUCAAUCGUUCGUUUACUUCAUCAGCAAUAGAAUUUCGAAAUGUUUAAUACUGAAAGGGUAUCGUUGUACUCCAUAGGUUGUUGAGGGACUUUUGUUAACUAGCAAAGAAACGCGAUGGAUAAUGUUUAAUUUGGAAGAUACUAUUGUAAGUAGCAAGGUAUAAGUUUCUACCGUGACAAAAUUACUUUGUUUUCUAAAAUACUUGCAAUUUGGUACUAUGCUUUUUUAUGAUAGUCAAAAUAGUUAUUUGUUACGUCAAAGUAAUUGAAUUUCAUAUAACAAAAGCUUUGAAUUAACUCUAUUAGUAAAGGUUAGGUCAGGUUAGGUUAAGUUGGAAACUUGAACCUUGCUACGUACGAUUCAUUUGUAAACACCUUCACUGCCAGGCAUUUAUUUAAUUUUUUUAUUAAAAACAAUUGAUUUAAUUGAGAAAAAUUAACACUUUGAUGGUAGAUAGACUUAUGAAUUUGAUGAAUUAAUUUUUAUGUCAUUAUCUUUUGUCCAAUAUCUUGCAACGAACAUUGCAAAGGCUUCCACAUAUAAUUCUAAAAAUAAAUUUUGUUUUUUUUUUCUUUUUAUAAAAGAUUGUAAGUCAUCAGGGUGUUAAAUAUCCGUAAUGUACCCUACCGUUGAAAAGCAAUAGGAUAUUGUUUAAUGUCACAUAAAUCCAACAGAAAAUGACGACAUAUUACAAUGAAAAUUUUGAGAAACACUUAUCAGGUAUCCCAAGAAGUUUAAACAUAUUUUAUAUACUACUUUGCACCUUUAUGUACACUCACGUUCAAUAAUCCUUUCUCAACGUGAUACAAGUUUGUGAAUGGCACUUUGAUAGAAUCUCCUGAUGGUUUGGAUAAUUUUAAAAAGUCAAAAUUAAAUAAUCAGGAUGUAUUAACACUAGAAUAACCGACGUUGAAAAGAUUCCAAAAAUAAAUUGGAAAGAUAAAUAAAUUAGCAUACAUAAAAAAAAUGGCAUGUAUGAUGAUAUUUUUGAUUUUGGUAUCGCAAGAGAAUCAUAAAUGUUAAAUUGCGUUGUGGUGGUAAAAAUGAUUUUGUAAAAAUUUGUCAUUCGUUAAAGGAUCCUUUUAGUUGAGAGACGAAACUCGAUUAUAAGUGAUUUUUUUGUUAAAUAAUUUUUGUAUUAAUAUAAUGUUAUUUCAACGAUAUCGAGCACAAUAUCGUUUCAUAAUGUUGUAAUAAUAUAAUAUUGCGUUUUAUAAAUGUAAUUGUACAUAUAUAUAUGAUAAUUGCGCGUAAUGUAUUAUUGUAUUGUAUAAAAAAGAGAAGGUUUCGUAUUAUUUUAAGUGAAUCUUAAAAGAUUAUUUUUCAUUUCGAAUCGGUGACACGGUUUCUCCAUAUGCUUCCAGAGAUGAACAUGGAGGAAUCGUGAAAGUAAAAAAAUUAAGUUAUUAUUCCUUAGAUUAUUUAUUAUUUAUAGUUUAAAUCAUACAUAAUCAGCAAUAAACUCUACUGUUUAUUCGCAAAA